UGAAUUUGCGCAUAAAUGCUAGUUGAUAAUAAAAGCUGUCAUAUCCAUUUACAGGCGAAGCUGGCCAGCUCGUGGAAGGCGCAGGCCCUGUUCAAGAAGUUCGACGCGCGCGCCAACCACAAGGUGUACGGCAAGGGGCGCGCAUGCGCCGCCAAUAGGGUGCUCAUAAUCGGCGCGGGACCCUGCGGCCUGCGAGCCGCCAUCGAGUGCCAGCUGCUCGGCGCCAAAGUGGUGGUGAUCGAGAAACGCGACCGAAUGUCCCGCAACAACGUGCUGCACUUGUGGCCGUUUGUGAUCCAGGACUUGCGCGCGCUCGGCGCCAAGAAGUUCUUCGGAAAGUUCUGCGCCGGCUCCAUAGAUCACAUCAGUAUUAGACAAUUGCAGUGUAUACUGCUCAAGGUGGCGCUACUGUUGGGCGUCGAGUUUCACGAGGGAGUGAGCUUCGAGGAACUGUUGGAGCCUACAGAAACAGAGAAUUCCGAAACGCUGGGAUGGCGGGCGCGCGUGUCGCCCCUCGAUCACCCAGUGUCGCAGUACGAAUUCGACGCGCUGCUCGGCGCCGACGGCAAGCGGAACACCUUGCAGGGCUUCAAGCGCAAGGAGUUCCGCGGCAAGCUCGCCAUGGCCAUCACCGCCAACUUCAUCAACCGGCACACCGAGCAGGAGGCCUCGGUGCCGGAGAUCAGCGGCGUAGCGUUCAUAUUCAAUCAGAAGUUCUUCAAGGAACUGUACGAGAUGACCGGCAUCGACCUAGAGAACAUUGUCUACUACAAGGACGACACGCACUACUUCGUCAUGACCGCCAAGAAGCACAGUCUGUUGGACAAAGGCGUCUUACUCAAUGACUACACGGAGGUGUCCCGUCUGCUGAGCGUGGAGAACGUAGAUCGCGCAGCGCUCAUGCGGUACGCUCAGGAAGCAGCCCGCUUCUCCACCGACGGCCGUCUACCGCUGCGGGACUUCGCGCUCAACCAUUACGGCGAGCCGGAUGUGGCUCUGUUCGACUUCACCUCCAUGUACGCCGCGGAGAACGCCAGCAUUGUUUACGAAAGACACGGACGCCGUCUCCUCUGCCAGUUGGUAGGAGACAGUCUCCUGGAGCCGUUCUGGCCGACAGGCUCGGGCUGUGCCCGUGGCUUCCUAUCGGCGUUGGACGCGGCGUGGACCGUGAGGUCGUGGGGACAGGGGCCCCCACCGCAUCCGCUCGACGUUAUCGCUGAGAGAGAAUCUAUAUACAGACUGUUAGCUCAAACGACCCCCGAGAACCUGCACCGUGAUUUCGGCGCGUACACACUUGACCCGGGCACCAGGUAUCCGAACCUGAACAGAACGGCCGUGACCCCCCACCGGGUCACCUCGUUCUAUGACUCGGACGACCCACUGCCGCUAGACGCUGUGUCCACCGUCAGGAAGCGACGGAGAGAAUCGGAAGUGUCAGAAGAGGUGCUGGUGUCGUGGGUGGGGUGGUCCGAGGGUGGUCUCCGGGCGGCGGCCAGUCCACCCGCGUUGGCAGCCCUGCUGCGUCGGUACCGGCCCGAUCUACUGCCGGCGACCACCGCGCCGCGGGCCGUCUACCACGUACUUCAGCACGAAUUCGGCAUAACCCCAUUGUGUUCGAGUGGUUCAGUGCGCGACGUGCCCGACGCCAAGAUCCGUUCGUAUCUAUGGCGGGUGUACAACGCGUUCAAGGGGGAGGUGCCCCAUGUACACCACCAUACGGACGUCUUCGACCAGAUCAAACAAAAUCAACAGAAAGAGAAACAUACAAGGAAUACUACGGACCUCUCCGUUUCUGUUUAUUCAAACGCGGCCGAAACCGACAAGUCGCACUCGAGCUACAGAAAGAAACGGCGCUCCGUCCGCACGCCCCAAGUAAGUAACGACCCAGCUGAGUACAUACGCAAAGAGAUUGGGAAACUAGACCUUAAUGACAUUACGCAGCUAGCGCGACUCAUAGAGGGACACGACGCGGUCGACGGCGGCAGCCAUGCAGACAAACAGAAGGACCUGCAGGAACAGAUACUGGCCCUUUUGGACCCCGAAGAGUCACCUGACCCCAAAAUGCUGAGGGACUCUCUAGCUCAACUCUUGCAGGGAACCACCAAGACGAGGGUUAAACAAAAAGAAAACGACUCUAGACUGUCUCAUUAUUUCUCAGAAAAUAAGGUAGAGAAACCUGUAAAACCUCCACGGAAACUCAAGGGUUUGGAUGCGUCAUCGAUCAGACUUCCAGACUUCUCUGAUAUCUUUCAAGACGACUCGGUCGACACGGAUGCUACAAUGGUCGAUGUCAGGACGCCUAAAAAGAAAGAGUUUAUUAAGUCAUCUAGUGCCAGCCCUAAAAAGAAAGAGUUUGUGCGAUCCUCCUCUACUGAUAGUCCACUUCCGCUGAAAGGAAGACGGUUAUCCGACGUGAUCGACAGUCACAAGCGAAGACACUCGCAUAGCCCUGAACUACUGUUGCACGGACGGUCAAACUCAGUCGAAUCUUCUGAUACGGUGAAUCCCCACAAUACAAGACGUAUAGCGCAAAUAUUCGAGGGCCACAAGAGGAGGCAUACGCCUAGCCCCGAGUCUCGCACAGUCCGAUCUGGGUCGCUUGGUAACCCUGAAAUGGCGUUGAGAAUGCAGCGGAUGGCCGAAAUAAUCGAGGGCAAACGACGCAGCACCCCGAGUCCGGACCGCACUAAACGAUCCGAAUCUAUCGGCAACCCUGAGAUGGCGCUGCGCAGGCAACGAGUGGUCGACUUGAUCCAAGGUCAUAAGCCUCGGAAGCCGGAGCCACAGCAGCGCAAGAAUUCCGGAGAUAUGGCGUUCAGGAUGCAGAGAAUGUCCGAGAUGAUGCAGAAAAAGAACGCCGAAGCAAAGCGACCCAAAGGAGGUGGUAGGAGGAAGGCAGCUCGGGAGAUUAUGCGGCAGCGUUUUGAGAAGAGUCUUCAGAUGCUGGUGAGCGAGCCACGGCCCGAUUUCGUGCCGUCGGCCGACCUCGAGAACGACUACGGGCUGCAACAGUACCGGGCGAGCGCACCACAUUUCGGCGAGCGCGUCCGCAAGCUCGAGAAGCAGUUGCAACACUACGAGGAGGGCAGGAUUGUGGGGGGCGGUGGAAGGACCGGUGGCAGUGGUGCUCGAGUAGCGAAGCUUGCAGCGGAACUGUCAGGGUCUAGCGCCCCAGCGGCGACUCCGCGCUCGUCCAAGCCGAAAGACCUGAUGCGGUCAGUGGGGAAGAUCGAGAGGGACGACUGGAACGUGAAGGAGAUAGAGAGGAAGAUCAUGGAGAACCGACUGGGUCGGCCCGAGCCCAAGACCGCUGAGAAGGUGCCCAAGUGGGAUCGGGAACAGUUCCUAGGCCGUCAGAGGCGACUUAAAGAGGGCGAGAAUGAGGAGAAAUGGGGCGAGAUAGACGAAACGCUUAACAAGCUCGGUCAAAAGUUACGUGACUCCGGUCGGCCCGACCACGGCACCAGGAAGGUAGCCAACCUGGCGACCAAGUUUGUCAAAAAGGAUGAACCGGAGGCCAAAGUUCAACCCAAAGAAGAGUGCAAGAAGAGCUGGCGCGGUCCCGCAUUCGCGGGUAUGCAGUGCGCUGCGUGCGGUACACGCGUGUUCGCGGCAGAGGGCGUCACCGCCGACGGUCUCCAUCUGCACAGGGCCUGCUUCCGGUGCGCCGUGUGCAAGACUGUGCUGCGGCCAGGGAAUUACACUAUGGAGCGAUACGGCAGCCGUCUAGUAUGCUUGCGACACUCUGGUGUCAGUGUGCCAGACGCAGUGGCCGCGGCGACAGCCCUAACAGCGCCGUCUCAGGCCCGCAGCGAGAUCCCCACCCCGACACCGGAGCGCAUCAGUCUCGAACUGUCCGACAGCGGAGCCCGAGAGAUCGACGAGGAUGAAUGGACGGACAGGAACUUCCUGGCUUCGGAGACUUCUUGCGCUGGCGGAAUCAGUGACGAGGAGGAGUCGAGCUCGGACGAGUACACGGACGCGGCGGACAGCGACAACGAGGCGCGACUGUCGCCUGAGCCGGCCGCUCUCGCUGACCAUCGGCCCCACCAGCACAUGUACUUCUCCGACGACUCGUUCGGCUACGACGACUAUUCCGACGAUGGCGCGGAAUCGUCCGGCAACGAGUCGUGUUCCCGUAUGCGGGAGGCUCGUGAAGCUCGGCGCCGCGAGGUCCCAGCCGACGCGCGACCGCCAACCGACAGCAGCGAGGUGGAGUCGGAGGAUGAAAGCGAAUCGAGCGAAGAGGAAGUGUCUUCUGCGACUGAGGUGUCCACAGAUAGCGAAUUCGCCCGCGAGGAAUGUGCCCCUGCACCUUCGCCACCCGCUAUACUGGUCACAGAGGCACCUCCACCCGCACCGCCGCCCCCACACGAUUACCCCCUCAGCAGGACCCGAUCGGCUGGAGGGAUCGCCACCAAACGAGCCCUCGAACUGAAACGUCGGUAUUUACUUGGUGAACCGUCCCCACCCGCUGUCCGCAAGUCAGAAUCUACUUCCCAGCUAGACACCAAACUAGAAGCUUUCCGCUCCAAUAUCACUGAGUUCCAGAAGAUGUUACAUCCGGCACCAACGCCAACGAUACAACCGCAGAAGCUGAUAGUCACUUUUCAGUUCUCGACGCAGGAUAAAAAGGCUCAACCGAUGCCUGAUAUUAUUAAAAAUUUAUGUGGUGACGCACCCGUCGACUUGCUCACUAAAGGAGAUUCUCCACUCUGUAAGAAAGAUUGGAGAGAAGAACCCAUCAAGGAAGAGAAAAAGGAGCCAGAUCCAGAGUUAGAGUCGGAUUCGUUGUCAGAAGAAGGCUCGUCUCAUACAGAAACUGCUCCCAAUCAGUCCGUACCUAGAGUUGAAGUUCACGACGAGGGCGGGGAAUUGAUACAACUGGACAGUUUGACGUUAAUAAAUAGUGGAACAGACGACACUGACGAUAAGGCCUCCGGCACAGCCACUGCUCCCACCGUGGUCGCAGCGGAGUCAGAGUCGUCCGAGUCUUGCCGGGAUGCGACCACACUGGCCCUUACCGAGACUGAACUAUCCGAUUGGGCGGCCGAGAGCGUUGUUCUUGACGACUGCGCUCUCGAUGAGAAAGAGGAGAGGAAAAGGAGCAAGAAUCCUCGGACACUCAGCGGGCCAAAGACGGUACAUGACGCCAAAAACAUUUCGGCAAUAACAUCGCACGUGUGCGGCCGCACUAGCCCCGAGCCAGUCGUAUAUUCCAACGCGUACGAAAACUUCGAAUUUGCAGACGAAGGUGAGCAGGAUCCUUCCAUAGAGAUGUCGGCAACACCCCGCAACGAGGGUUACAUGGAGUUCGUCGACGACGAGUAUGAUACAUACUCGCCCAGUAAUGACCGCUCAAUGAAUUUCAUCGAAAGCAGUUUUUCCGAAACAAUGCUCAAGCCUGCUAGUCAAGAGGUCAGCCAAGUACAGGACGCCCUCGUCUCCGUCACGACUAUUCUCGAACCGAUCGACGACGUAGACCUAAAAUCGGACAGUGAAUUAGUGCCAGAGGAUUUGAAAUCGCCACAACUGUUGAAAUCGAUAGAGCAUGAAUCUAGCGAGAAAUCCAGCAGCGAGAGCGCACCGAAAAGUCUCGAAAUAAAAUCCGACGAUAGCAAACAAACUGAAAACGUAGUCCCUGUCGAUGUUAAAAUGGACUCGUUGAGUUUGUCCGACAUAUCGCCACCCCUCGAAAAGGACACGGACAUCGAAGCCAAGUCCGUGGAAACGAAAAGUGAGGUAUCGCUGGAUGACACCUCCCCCCCACUUGUACCUGAAAUGCCAAAAACUAUUAGUAUUAUGUGUUCCAAUACAAACGCUUCCGUAACUUUUACUACGGCCGGCGCGACGUCGAUAAGGCUGUAUUCGCCGGCGAUAUGCAGGUCGGCAAGCGAGACGUUCACGGGCUCCAAUUCGCGGAGUGCGGAGUCGCCGUCUCGUAAUACAGAUUGGACUAUUUCCCUGAACCUGAGUUCAGGGUCGGUGUCGCCAGUAAGCCCACCGCCCGCGCCCGACACUACGCACAAGGUGCAGGAGAUCAAGCGAGAGCGAGAUGAGCAGACCGAGGUGGUCCGGAGGUUGGUACUUGAGAGGCUCGGUAGUGGCCCCCGUACCGGUCGGAGGUCGACGCGCCGCAUUCGAGUUUCUCCCGUGUCGAACUUGCCCCCUCCGGUGCCUCCCCCACCGGUGCUUCCGAGUCAAUCGCCUCCUCCGCCCCCGCCUCCCCCAGAAGAGUAUCCUCCGCCACCGCCCCGCCCCGCCCCACCUCUAAUGCCGCUUCCAGUCACUCCAUCCUUUUCGGACCCCGAGCUGGCGAGAGAGAGAAGAAGAAAAAGCAUCAUGAAGAGUAUAUCGAGCUACCUGAACAGGCUCGGACCUCGGCACAAGUGGGUUUCGGAGCCGGUGCUGAGGCGUCACGAGUCGCCGCAGCAACAGGCGCGGAUGAGCAGUUCCCACAAGUCGACAGGAGCGCUGCAGGAGCCGCCACCGGUGCCCCCGCCGCCCGCCGGCUACUGCUCCCGCUAUCCCACGAGGCACUCAGGUCCUAGCGCCGGCGGUGCGGGCGAUGUGGAUGAACGGGAUGCGAUGCAAUUGUGGUUCGAGGCCCGGUGGGCGCGGCUCGUCGCCCAGCGGCGCUCUAGGGACGAUCCACACGACGAGCAGAGUGCACGCAGACUGGCUCGACUUGAGCGGCGACUCUCGCGGCCGCUGUCUGCGGAGCAGCAAGCGGCGACGGUGGCCGAGCUAGUGCAGGUGUCGGCUCAGCGUGAUGCCCACUUAGCUCUCAUGGCAGCCGAUAGACGACGAGCGGCAGGUGGGGUCGGCGAUUAACGUUCUCGCCCUACCGCGAACCAGCUCCCUCCGCCGGUCGCGACGUGUGACGAUAUAGCACCUUAAGACGUCCGGAAGAUGGUUGUUAAUUGUAUACAUGUGUCAAAAUUGUGUCGCAACAAGAAACCAGUUGAAAGCAAUAACUUGUAGAAAAGUGCCGUACCGCGUCUCAGGCAACGAGUGGAAGGAAUGCAUGGUAUUUUAAAUAUUUUUUUUUUAAUAUUAGAUUUUUUUAACUUCACACCAAGACAAAGAGAAUAAUGAAGAAGUGGAUUCUAUAAAAUUCUCUCAUUACAGCAUUGACAUCAUGAGACGAGGCGUGAUCUUAUAAUUAAUAUCUCAUGUAGGUAUAUUUUCCAUUUGACAGUCCGCUCCGUCCCUCGUUUGCGUAAGACGUGGUGGCUUACAAAUUAUAGUCUUAUAAGUUACAUGUUACAGUUACAGUUACACGUCGCGGUACAGUUACUGUUUCGCGCUUCGUCGCUUACCUUUUUCGGUCUUGUAUAUGCGCGAUAGGGACGGACUUAUAUGCGUCACAGUAUGCUUGCAUAUUUAAUUGAACGUUUAUUUUAAUAAAAAGUAAAAUGGUACUGUACUCAACCGUCUUUAAACUCAAUUAUGCCUAAUUUAGAAACUCCAUUUCGGUAGGUUAGUGAUUUACGCACAUUCAAAAAGGGUUUUACUAAUGAAGAAUUAAUUUAUCAGCGGGCUCCUGUCCCGUUUGGUACCUCUGUGAUUAAAUAACUCGCGGGCACUAAAAAAUCAACUAUAUUUGUACAUAAAUAAAGUAUACAUUGCAGUGAUGUGCGAUCGAUAGCUUUAUUAUAGAACAAAGUCGCGGCAGAUGGCGCUUUAUUGUAAAAAAAAUAAUUUUACAUUUUAUGGUAACAUUUUGUAGACUAAUCAUUGAUAUCAUUCAUACCAUUCUAAAUAGAGGCGUGUGGAUAUUAAUACGUUUUAAUGAUUAAAAUAACUCGGGUAUAGGUUUAUUUGUAAGCGACGCCGGUAGCAUAGGUAAUAGGAGAUAUAUUAAAAUAAAUCCAUCAACAGCGAGAUAUCCAUUCUAUGGCCUCUAUUUAAAAUCGUCCACAAUCCAUACAUAUAUUGAAAGCUUUACGUUAAAUUUAGUCAGUUUUUUUUAUUUAACCUCUGUAAACUACUUAUUCUCGGAUCGAAGUAAUUUUUUUUUAGAAAUCUCUCGUGGCCUUAAAGAACUCUUUUAGGAAUCGUAACGUAAACACUUGUCUAUCUUGUAAUUUAUCAUUUUCCAUACAACAUUUCAUCUUCGCACUUGCUUCGUAUACAAUUUGAAUUCGGAGUCAUUAACAUACAUUUUAACGAUUAUCUAGCAGUGAAAUGGUAUAUUUUACUAUUUAUCUAUUGUAUUCUAUCUGUGAUUCGUCCUUCGUCUCAGGCAUUAUCCGUCCAAUGGUGAACAUAGGCCUUUCCCAUAGACUGCCAUAAAGAAUGGCCGUAUAUUCAAUGACUUCGUAUACAUUUUGUUAACAAAUAUACAGUAUGUUAAUUAACCGUUACCUUUUUCUUAAAACUGGUGUUAGUAUUCAUUAAUAGGGCCUCGACAAUUUUUUUUCUUAGAAAAAAAAAUGAUACAGUAACAAAAAAAAGUAAAUUUAAAUUCUUGAAAAAGGAACAACCUGUAUCUGUAUUAAUGGUACUACAAAGUACAAGGUAUGAAUACAUCUAUUAUUAGAUGAUUAGAUAGUGCAGUUGAUAUAUCUACAGGCUGUUCUUUUUUUUCGAAUUUUUUUUUAAUAAUAUAUUUGUUUUUCUAGAAUAAUAAAAUGUAUUUUUCCUAAGACCCCAUUAAUAAAUACGAAUAGAAGUUUUAAGGAAUUAAUUACGUUAAUUAACUUACUGUACAUUAAUGCAAGUCCACAAAACGUCACUACAAUACAGCUACCGUGUGAUAUUUUUAUAUACUAUUAUUAAAUAAUUUCUUAUUUAUUGUUUAAUUUACUUUAUCAUACAAUUCUGAGACCAAAAAUUAAUAAAGUACAGGUUACGACGCUACGAUUCUUAAUAGAGAAGUCACCGAGAUCUGUGCACGUGGCAGUUUUUGCAUUGAUACAGUAGCUAAUUGCAUAUGUUGAGUUACAUAUGUAUAUGCAGUUUAUAAAAAAUUGCAUUAAUCCUACAAGUACAUGUGUUUUCAUCAAAAGGAAAUAAAAUUGUAAUUUACCUGCGAAAAAUACCGAAUGCACAGAACGUGACGUGGCUAUCACGACGUAGAAGGAGAUCGACGCAAAACUUAUCUCUCUGUCGCAUACAACUAUAUGUGAUACGACAGAGAUAGCAGUAACGUCUAGUUCCAAUUUCAACCCUAAGAACAAGGAAUUACAUAGAAGUAGUGAUAAAAUUGUCAAUUCAUAGCGGGCCAGUGUAUAGAAAAUGUUAUACGGCCGUAUAACCCUACCGAAUUCAGAUACAACCUGCUCGCAUACUUUCUACAUAAACUGUGUCGAAUAUAUAAUCCGGUAAUGUAAAAUUUGUUAUUGACAAAUAUUUGACAGAUCAAACAUUUUCUAUACACUAGCCUGCUAUGAAUUGAGAAAAAUUACAACUGAUGGUAUAUCUUUCGUCUUCUUUUUACUAAUUAUAUUUGCAUGAGAAGAAAGGAGGCGAUCGUAUGAUUUACAGUUUUUAUCAUUCCUUCUAUGUAAUUCCUUGUUCUUAGUUUUAACCAGCAUAGUAUUUGUAUACAAUAUGUGGGCGCUGGCAGCGCCACGAGUCUUGUUUUGUCUAUGGAUAACCUCCCAUUAUGUCACAAAAUGCGAUACCCGCUAAGGGAUAAAAACGGUGUGCUAGAUAUGCCAAAUGAGUUAAGUAAACUGGCGAGUAAACGGAACAGAGCCGGUCACUGCUUGCCAUUUCAUAUAGACGUAACGUAUGUCCUAGACAUCCAAUUAAUGAUGCUUAUUAGACCUUAUUCUAAUGGUUUUAAAAUAAUUUUUUGUAUUGUAACAUUUUUUUAGACACAUUUGAAACGGCAAUAAGUGGGUGGGCCAUUUUGAUUGCUCGCUAGUGUAUUUACAUAGUAUAGUUGUAUGUGUAUUGCUGUAAAUGUAAGCUGUGUAGUGUUUGGUUUGGAUUUGCAGCUGUCUCGCUCGCACGCACUCUUACUAAACAAUUGUCAGUUUUGACUGGUUUAUUUUAUUAAAUUUAUUGUAUUUACAGACAAUGCUUUUUAUAUUCUGCUGCUGUUACAAUUUAGAAUUGGUGUCGCGAUGAUGCCCUUAGUUUCACACAAGGUCGCUUUUUUAUUUGUAAAUUUUACUAAGUAUUUAUUUAAGUAAUUUACACUUGCAAAUAAAAUAAGUAUGUAAUAAAAAAAAAACUUUUGCUCAGAUAGUAAUCAGUCUUGUAACUCAUUGUUGAUUAAAUGACCUUUUGUGAAACGGUUGUUUAGUCAAAUUCGUCGAUUAAUGGUUACUUGUAUAAUUGCAUAUAGAUUUGACAAAGCAGAAAUUAUAUAGAAUUAUAUACGAUAUUGCUGGAAAAUUUUAAAUAAUAUGGGAUUAAUUUAUACUAAUAAUAUUAAUUAUAUAUAUAUAUAUAUAUAUAUAUAUAUAUAUAUAUAUAUAUAUUUUUAGAUUGGUUUUACAUUUUUUUCUACUUCAUUACAACCAAGUUAUAUAUUUACAUUUAACAUUUUAAUUCUUUUAUUAUUAUUUUUUAUUAUUUAUUGUUACUAGGAAUAAUUUAUGACAACACGAGUGUAAGAGCGAGACAGCUUUUAUAUUUAGCUAUCGCACUGUACCCAAACACAGAUGAUUUUAUAUGUAAAUUCGUACAAGUUAAAAUGUAUUCGAGUUUUAUUUAUAUAGGGCAUAGUGCUUUUAAAGCUGCUAACUAAAGUUUUCCCUUAUAUAUGUUAUACUACUUGUACUGUGUAUUUUAUUGUAUAAUUUAGCUAUGACAAUAUGUGUCCACUGAAAUGGUAAAUGAUUAAAGCAAUAUUUAAUGAAAUAAAUGUAUCUAUUUGGUGGUAGGUUGCACUUUAAAUAGUGCAUUAUAUAAUCAAAUAUAUAUAUAUAUAUAUAUAUAUAUAUAUAUAUAUAUAUAUAUAUAUAUAUAUGAGAAUUCCCUUAGACCAGUCUUAUCAUUUGAUCAGGUUACUGACGAACGAAAUAGAUAAAAUGUUUUGCAAUAUGUUAUAAAGGUUUGACUUAAAUAUAUACAGGGUGUUGGACGUAGAGGUAUUAUUAUAAUCCAGUGAUAGUUAGUACUCGUAAAAAUGAAUAAUUUUCCCCAAAAAACAAAUUUUUAAAUCUCAAAAUAUUUCCUAAAUUUUCGUGCAAACCACGCGGUCAUUUGAUCGAAUGGAGUAUGAUAGUUUAAACAGAUAUUAUCAGAUUUUGAUUCUGUGGUGAAAUUGUUUAGUUUUAUAAAUGUACGGAUAUUGUGUUUAUGUUUUGUAACUAAUACGAUUCACCCUGUAUAUAAGAUCCCAUCUAUAUAUAUAUAUAUAUAUAUAUAUAUAUAUAUAUAUAUUUGGUGGUAUAACGUAAACGCAUAUUUUCUCAGCUGCUGCCCUAGAUCGUUUACAAUUAGCAAUACAAUUUAUAUUAUCUGUUACUAUAAGAAAUAGUAUGUACAUUAUAAUAACUCUAUUUUUGUAUGCGGCUUGAAGGAUGUAGGUAGACGAGCUAUGCGAGGUGGCGUGUCGACUUGUGUACUGUGAAAUAGCCUUUAUUUUUAUAUGAAACAAUGUACAAUAUAAAAUGGGCAGGUUUUUUCUUCUUAUAUUUUGUUAAACAAUAAAGUAAAAUUGCAUGUAUCCUCUUUGUGUAGAAGUUUAUUUCAUUCGCGGGUUCCGUACAUGUUUUUAUGUGCGUUUUUUAAAUAUAACUUUACGAUCAAAGUCGACACACCGCUGUUUUACUGUGCAUAUGAGAGGGAAUGCUUCCGCUUAGCUAACUUCGAGACAAAUCGUAUAUUUUACUUGUAAACGUUAGUAUUUGUAAUCGUGUAUUAUUUAUUUAUUUAUUUAUUAUUAUUAUAUACAAUAACUGUACAUAAUAUGGCCGAGCUUACCAAAGUAUUCUAUGGUUUACGUUAUUUUGGGUUUACCUCGAGUUAACUGUAUACGUUGGCGCAAUCAUAAAGAGAUUAUAUGAAAAAUAAAACUGUGGACUAAUAAAAGUGAUUUUUACAAUGAUUAUAAAACAUGGCCGUAGCUGAGUUGGGGGGGGGGGGGGCAUUGAGGGCAGUGCCCUAUCUUAAAAUGAAAGGUCCCAAAAAAUAUAGAUAGAUUCGCUUUUUCGAAGUCAAUUAUGGUUUCUGCCCUACCUUAAACUUGGGUCUAGCUACGGCCCUGUUAAAAAGAGAAUAGCUGACAAAGAAAUUUCAUACUGACAUGGGUUUAAUUAUUCAAACUCUAGCUCUAGCAUCGCGCUUGAAAAUUGCAGUACAUUUUAAUUUAUAUAUAUAUAUAUUGCAAUUUUUUUCUUUUUAUAUAUAUUUUUUCUCGUCUAUUCUUGAUUGGUAUCAAGAAUACCUAUUACAUCUAAACCAUUGUUAUUAUACUAGGACAACAACGACCAAGUGCCAACAGCCCUAUUUUAGAACGAUAAGGAUAGCUUAUAACUCUGUCUCACUCUAUCGCCUGCUAUUGCGAUGUAUGCAUCACUUGGUUUUUACUAGUACAAGCUUGGCUCCUCUCGUUUUGCUCUAGUGAUGACACCGUCAAUUCUGUUUUUUUUUUUAAAUCACUGAUAAAAUUUUACAUUUAUCAUUGCCUCGUCUUACUACCGUUAUGUGGGGUCGGCGCCUUAUUUUUUUCUUUUUUUACCGGCCUUUAUACUCGUUUUUUUUUUUAAUAUUUAUUAGUAUUGUUAUUUAAAACCAUCUUUAUUGUACUGUAUAACUAGCUAAUGGGAAGGCUGUAUUUACAUACAUAUGUUUAUUGCAUGCGAUUUUUUUUUUAUAGAUAUAGCUUCCUUUUUUUUAAACUCUUUAAAGUAUACUUUUUUAACGUUAAUCAUUUACAGCUAUUGCUUAACUUUAUAUAUAUAUAUAUAUAUAUAUAUAUAUAUAUAUAUUUUUUUUUUUUUACUGUAUACCUGUUUUUUUAUUGUUGGUUUUAAAGACAUUAUUAACCUUUGUUGAGAAAUUGUAAAUAUUUCUAACUGCAUCUGUCGAAAGAGAUUUUUAUCUGUUUUAAAACAAUAAGAUCAAAUGCCCAUGUUGUACACUUGUACGAAUAUGUGAAAUUAUUACAUAGACAUGUUUUUAUACCUGCGUCUGCGUCAAUUUUUAAAAUAAUUACCUUUUAUUAAAUGCGUACGUAUAUAACAUAACUAUUGUAAUGUAAAAAAAAAUGGAACCAAAUGUCCGAAACUAUAAUAAUAUUAUGUACAUGUUUGUAUAAAACGUGUAAAUUUCUUUAUUCAUGAAGACAUCCAAGACGGGCCUAUUUUAGCUAGUUGAAAUAUUGUGGUCGAUUUUGAAGUACCAUUCCCUAUACUUAUUUCUAAAAUUAAAAGCUUAAUAUGAGAGUUUAGCAAAAUUAUCAUAUUAAAAUGUAAAUUGAAUUGUCUAUGAUACAGUCGGUGGACCAUCGACAAGUUGAGUACAAUAUAGCACUCUACUUGUCAAUGGUCUAUCGACAAUUAAAUGUAAAAAAGUUGUGAUGCAAUUCUACUAAACAUUUAGAUUAUGCUGGUUCUUAAAUUAAAAAUAUUUCGCUGUAAUCUCAAAUUUAAAUUUUAAAUAUAGAAGAUUGUGCUUCGGAAUGGACUUCAUUGCGCUUCUCACAUUAACAUAAAGUGAUCAAACAUUAUUAUACACAAAAUAGGUUUAUUGAAGAAUUUACAUUUUUUAUGAAUAAGGCAAAUCAUUAUUGUGAUGACCCCGUUAACGAUGUCUUUAAAUACCUAUUAAGAUUCUCGAAGUUAGAUAUUAGUUGUAUAAAAGUUGAGAUUAACUAAUGCAAGAUUCUACACAAAUAAACUUGUCUCCUUUUGUACGCGUAGGUAACUUGGAAAGUAAUAUAAAAUAAUAUAUUA
This is a messenger RNA of Galleria mellonella (greater wax moth), 13862 nucleotides long. RefSeq names its product F-actin-monooxygenase Mical-like (gene Mical). The transcript has 25 exons. The record is from RefSeq and is a predicted model, not a curated record. Bases 16 to 6834 code for a protein of 2272 amino acids. NCBI's taxonomy places the organism in Eukaryota, Metazoa, Arthropoda, Insecta, Lepidoptera, Pyralidae.